GUGUUUCGAUAGUACCACAGAACUCAACGCAAGGGUCGAGUGUGAAAGUGUCCGAGAAAAAGAACUUGCGGGAAUUAUGGGAGUAUGUUGACAAUUGUUUUCCGGUGCCCCGGGCAUGGCUUUGGAAUUAUCACAUUAGUUACGCCAGUGUCGAGUAGGGGCUCGGACGUGUUGGACAAAAUACGUGAUCAAUGUUGCUACGCUUCUUGGAAUACUACGUUUGUGGUGACGUCGUUGGGGUACCGUACCGCUGACAAGCGUGCGGUCACAGGCAAGGGAAGAGCGCCGUGUUCUCAGCUCGCCACGAGGAGGAGUAGCCGGCUUAAGGAGGAUACAGGUGGCGACGGCGGUGUAGACAAUGACGGCGAGGAGGAAGCGGAGGAGGACGGAAAGGAUCAGGUGGAGGAGGAGGAGGAAGAGAAGGAACAGGAGAAGGAGGACGAGGAGGUGAACGAGAAGAUGCAACACAAAGAAGAAGAGGAGACGGAGGAGAAGGCGAAGCAGCACGAGGACGAAAAGAGAGAAGAGAGGGAUGAAGAGGAGGAGGAGAAGGAGGAGAAAGAGAAGGAGCAGGAGGACGAAGAGAGGGACGAAGAGGAGAUGGAGGAGAAGGAGGAGAAUGAGGAGGGCACCAGUACCGAGGACGACAGGGUGAAACAGGAGGCCACGUCCGCCAACAUCGUGCAGAACCUCUUGAUCGAGGUGCCCGCUCGGCAACGCUCGAGGGUGCUCGAGAACAUCGUCACCUACUACUCGAAGGGCUCGCACGCCGUUGUGAUCACCGGUUCCAAGGCAGAGUGCGACGAGCUUGCCGACGGGAGAACUUUCAAGACUCUCACGUCUCAAACCAUCAAGGGUUUCCUUACCAAGGGAGUUAAGGUUCUGGUGGUUUCCGACGUGGACGCCCGCGGUAUCGAUAUGUCAGACAUCGACCUGGUCGUCCAUUACCGCCCUCCUCGCGACGCUGGCGUCAUUUUGAGAGAAAACUACCCCUAGGGGUAUUAAAGGCCACUUUCAUCUUUGGUUGAUUUCGUACGUUUGAAAGCAUUUCAAGACCCAAGAUUUGGUGGGCAUGCGUAAAAUACAAUGUUGUUGUUGUUGUUGUCUUCACAUUAAACCGUAUGUCAGUUGCUAAUUGCCAAAAUCUAGCGACGACUCUCAGCCCGUGGUCACGAAAGUGCUAGAGCCAUCUGAGGAUCGAAACAACACGCACACAUAUAACGAGAAAAAGGUAUCCAAGAGCCCGAAGAGGUACACCUAAAAAUCCCUGCAGCACCGUAUGCGUGCCCAAAAACUGAACUGCACGUCCGUCCAACCGUUCGGCUACAGUAGCAUCACCCCCUCCCUGUCCCACUCUAGACCAAAACGGAAGAUUGCCGACUACAGCAUACUGCUGUCUGAAGUGCUGUCUG
Molecule: messenger RNA, 1412 nt
Organism: Ectocarpus sp. CCAP 1310/34
Lineage: Eukaryota; Phaeophyceae; Ectocarpales; Ectocarpaceae
Source: the annotation of a GenBank genome assembly